AGACCCUCUUUACAACAUCUUUCUUUUCUCUCUCUUCCAGUCACAUUCCUUCACUAUAUAUAUUGCCAUUCUCAUCUCUUUUUUUUCAUUUUUUAUUGCAACUUCUACUUCUUCCCUCUGGGCAAUUUUUUCCUUCCCUUUUGAAAGAAAGUGACUCUGAAGAUUUUUCACAUUAGCCUCUCUCUCUCUUUCUCUCUCUCUCCAUAUUAUUGAUUCUCUGGCCUCAUAUCCCAUAUUUCUUGCUGUCUCUGAUCCUAAAUCAAGUUUACCACAGAUCUCUGACCACCUUUGUUUCUCCCAUAACUACCUCUGCCAUAGAUUUACAACUCACUUCUGCCAAAUUUCCAGAGAAGAAGAACAUUCCACCUCUGAUCUUAUAAUUUUCGUAGAAUCCCAUCAAUCAUCCUUGGAACUUGGAAAAAGCUGCUGCUUCUUUGUCCAGUCUGUCCUCAAAGUUCACAAAUUUCUAUCCACCCCCUUAAUUUCUAUCCACCCCCUUUUCGGCUUCCAGUUCCAGGUCCUGAUGUUUGAGUCUUUUACACCUGCUGAUACUUAAUUUCUUCAAGCGACAUGCCAUCAUGCUGUUGAACUAUUCGAACUUUUGUAAGUAUUCUUACUAAUAAUCCCCAUCUCCCUCUAGUUUCUACCCUUUUUCAUCGUCUUUCCUCAGUGGGGAUCGGAGAUUGGUAUUGAUAUGUGCUCAGAAACAAGUCCUCCUAGACUAUCUUUCUCCCAUGAUCUUGACCAAGCAGAAGUUGUGCCAAUAGAACACACCGUGAAUCGAAGAGACUCGUCCCUUUUGGACCCAGAUUCUGAAUUUGAGUUCAGCAUUAGCUGCAGCUUUGAGCAUGAAUCUUGUUCAGCAGACGAGAUUUUCUCCAAUGGGGUUCUUCUUCCAUUCCAAGUUAAAGACAAGGUUCUUGUUUCCCCAAAAGAAAUCCGUACUAGUUCAUGUGAACCUCGGCCUAGUGCUCGACUUCCUCCUCUUCCUUGUGAGAACUCAUCAAAGAAACAAAGUGUGAAAGAAUUGUUGCUUGGAAACUCAGAUAAUUUAGAGAAAAAGCAAGCACUCAAGUCUUUCUGGGGCUUCAGGAGAAGCACUAGUCUCAACUCUGACUGCAAGAGAAGCAUGUUAUUCUCUUUACCACUUUUGUCAAGAAGCAAUUCAAUAGGUUCAGUCUCAAAUCCAAAGAGAACAACAUCAAAGGAUGUUCACAAGCACAACUCACAGAAACAAGGGUCUAUUUCCAUGCCAAGGUUUUCAUCUUCUUCACCUGCUUCUGCAAUAUUGCAGCAGAAGCCUCCACUGAAGAAGAAUUAUGGUGGAUCUUUUAAUGGUACUGCUCGGAUCAGUCCUGUAUUGAAUAUUGUACCACCUUCUUACAUCUCUAAAAGAACUGAAAAUCUCUUUGGUUUGGGUUCUUUUUUACGUGACAGGAAAGAUAAAAGGAGCAAGAAGUGAUUUUCAUCGACCAAAUUAUUACAUCUCCAUUUUUGUAGAAGAUAUUAUGGAUUUGUGCUCUUUGCUUAUCUCUGUCAUGCCCAAGAACAUGGAAACUUGUAAAGGACAAAGU
Messenger RNA from Juglans microcarpa x Juglans regia, 1574 nucleotides. RefSeq lists its product as uncharacterized. Lineage: Eukaryota; Viridiplantae; Streptophyta; Magnoliopsida; Fagales; Juglandaceae. Bases 695 to 1462 code for a protein of 255 amino acids. The record is from RefSeq and is a predicted model, not a curated record. The transcript has 2 exons.